CGAAAAUACGUUUUCCAGUGAGCAACCCCGUCGCCAGUUAUUUUCGUCACUUAUUUUCAUUAUUUCGACGCGAGUGGUUCGUUCCGUGCGGUUUUAUUUACGAUUUAUCGUGUGUGUCGCACCGAAAUGAUACUGGAAGCGGAGCAUCCGCAUCAGCGCGCCGCAAACGCCGCCGAAGCGAUUCGCGAAUCGCACAUCCGCUGGCGCUUAAAUCAUUUAACUGCUUUAAAUGCCUCAAAAAACCAUUCGCGUGUCAAGUGCAGCGGUCGUGUGGUCAGUCGAAGUCACUUUUUCAAGCAUAGUCGCGCAUUUCUGUGGUUCCUGCUCUGCAAUUUGUUGGUGGGCGUGGACCGUGUCCAUUCCCAGCUGCUCAUCAACGUUCAAAAUCAGGGCGGCGAGGUGAUCCAAGAGAGUAUUACCUCCAACAUUGGCGAGGACCUGAUAACACUGGAGUUUCAGAAAACCGACGGAACGCUCAUCACCCAAGUCAUCGACUUUCGCAAUGAGGUUCAAAUCCUCAAGGCUUUGGUGCUGGGCGAGGAGGAGCGUGGCCAGAGCCAGUACCAAGUCAUGUGCUUCGCCACAAAGUUCAACAAGGGCGACUUCAUCUCCUCGGCGGCCAUGGCCAAGCUGCGCCAGAAGAAUCCGCACACCAUUCGCACUCCCGAGGAGGACAAGGGCCGGGAGACCUUCACCAUGAGCAGCUGGGUGCAGCUCAACCGCUCCCUGCCCAUCACGCGCCACUUGCAGGGCCUCUGCUCGGAGGCCAUGGACGCAACCUACGUGCGGAAUGUGGACCUCAAGGCCUGGGCGGAACUUCCAGGCUCCUCGAUUUCCAGUCUGGAGGCGGCCACCGAGAAGUUCCCGGACACGCUUUCCACGCGCUGCAACGAGGUGAGCAGCCUGUGGGCGCCCUGCCUGUGCAACCUGGAGACCUGCAUCGGCUGGUAUCCCUGCGGGCUCAAGUACUGCAAGGGCAAGGGGGUGGGGGCGGGAGCCGGGGCCGACUCCUCGGGCGCACAGCAGCAGGCUCAACAGACGAAUUAUCGCUGCGGCAUCAAGACCUGCCGCAAGUGCACACAGUUCACCUAUUAUGUGCGGCAGAAACAACAGUGCCUCUGGGAUGAAUGACGACGCGGCGAGCUGCAGCUGAUGCAGAUGCAGAUGCGGUGCGUCAGGCGGCGCAAUGGUAGCGAUGAUGGCAAUACCUGCCCGGGAGUUUCGAGCGAAACAAGAGCACCAGCAGCAGCAACAGCAGCAACACAGGCGACAAUAAAUGGAACAGCAGGAGCGGUGGGAGCGGCAGGAUCUGGGAAAGAUACUACUACGACAACAACGACGACCAACAAAUUACGCCAACUGCUUUUGUUGGUCCAGCAGCAGAUGCCUUUUGCUCUGUGGAGUUUUCCGGUCCAUCACAUUUCCCAGCCCCAUUCCCGUUCCCUUUCCCUUUCCCACUCCCAUUCCCAAUCUCAACACAAACCCAACCAGCAGCAGCACCAUCAGCAGCAUCAGCAUCAUUCUCAGGUUGUCCCCACUGCGCAUCACCCGUCAUCAUCAUCAUCAUCAGCAUCAUCAGCAUCAUCCGCAAUGGCCGCCAUCGUUGCGUGAUAAUGAACGCUUGAGAUACCCAACAUCCCCAAUCCACUACACGUCCAGAAAAAAAUAAACGAGUGUUGACACUUUUUCCGCUCACCAUUGAAGAUUCUGGACACCCCGUCAUUUGAAUGCAAGCCACCACAGGAAAAAAAAAGGAAGGAGUUAAGCGAACAAAAAAUGUAAAAAUGUGCUUCUGUAUACUAUGUAUAUAUAUGUAUAUUUAACGAUGAUUAGCUUUUAGCCAGCUUACGUUUUACGCUUAUGCCGGAUUUCGUUUAAGACCUAGGUUAGGUGUUCUUAAUCAAUUUAAACCGAAGCGAGCUCUCUGAAUUAAAGGUUGAGCACGUUUGAUACACUUUGGUCUUAACCAUUAAACUUUCGUUCAACAGCUUUCAAUUUAACUUAUUUUUGUUUAAUUUAACUCUGAGAAAAUAUCCUCUAAAUAUCCUUUGACUUUUCCAUUUAUCUUUUAAGGUAAUAAUACUUCUCCUGUCUUUUCUUCAGCUUCUACGCUAGUAUUUAGGUAUUGCUAACAACUUCUCCUUCAAGCUUUUCUAUAGUUUUUCUCGCAUUUUUUACCUUUUCUAGUCCAUUUCCAAUUUGUUUACUUUGCCCGUUCACUUCACACUUUUUUAUGCACAUUGUGUGCAGCAAUUUCGUUUCAAUUACCCUUUUACAGCGUUUUAUAUUUCCUUUGUUUGCCUUUGACUUUGCCUUUUCCAUUUCCCUCCACUUCACUUCACUUUACCUUAACUGAAGCCUGAUUAGAUGUAUUAAGAAUGUUGGACACAAUAUCACGUUCCACGCUCUUUCCACUCGUUUUGCGUUAAGCUCAAGAACAUUAAAUAGGUAUAGAAAUAUAAAUAAAUUAAAUGUGGCCUUAGCAUAUUUUAUGAGCGGUAGACGAACAAAAAAAGUAGGAAAUUAAUUGAACUAAGGAAUUUGUCAGGCGGCGGCAGCAGCAGAACUCGUAAUUAAUUGUGCUCAUAAUAGUUGUAACAUAAGAACCACAAGCAUAUAUGAUAUAUUGCCAUUUAGGGAAUGCUGAAUGGUGCGGAAUUCUACUAACCAAAAACGACUGCCGCAAUAAAAGCUUUUCUAUCUUUUUUCCACUUGAAAAAUGGCUGUUUGAGAUAACCUAGUUCCCUAGUCCCCGAGUUUGUUCCCUUCUUAACUUUCUCCCACUAAAUCUACACUAUAUAAACUAAACCGGAAAAAAACGCCUGCCUUUUUGCCUUUGACUUGUAAUCUUUUUCCACUUUAUAUUCGAAACAAAUUAAAUACCUUACGAUGAGAAAAAACCUUAAGCAAAUUAAUUGAUACCAAUAAUAAACAAUACCAAGAACAAUAAUCUAUUGUAUAAAUUUCAAGAACCUAGUCUACUUAGAUUGUUAGAAUGGCAUAUUUUCCUAAAAGCGUACUACAAAACGAAGAAAUCAAGUAAAAAGAAAUCAAGUCUUAAACCAGUUUCGACGACAAGAAAAAAACUAACGGUGAUAAUAAUUUUUUCUACGAUAUAAAGGGGCAGCAACUCCUUUGACGACUCACUGUAUAAAAAUGUAAUGAAAACGAAAUCGAUCAAGUGUAAAAAUUGAUUAGUAUUACUAAGCAUUUAAAAUUGAUACAACUCGAUGAUCUGAAUUGUGUAAAGAGCAUUUGCCAAUAAUAAGCGAUUAAUCGACUAGUCCUAAACAAAUAAUUGAAAUUAAUAAUUAGUCUUAAAUACAAAUGCUGACAAAUUCUACGUUUUAUAAAAAAAAGAAAGUAAUGAAAACAUUAAAAA
Messenger RNA from Drosophila elegans, 3382 nucleotides. It is a transcript of the gene oaf, whose product is annotated as out at first protein. The record is from RefSeq and is a predicted model, not a curated record. The transcript is spliced from 4 exons. NCBI's taxonomy places the organism in Eukaryota, Metazoa, Arthropoda, Insecta, Diptera, Drosophilidae.